Molecule: messenger RNA, 366 nt
Organism: Haemonchus placei
Lineage: Eukaryota; Metazoa; Nematoda; Chromadorea; Rhabditida; Trichostrongylidae
Source: the annotation of a GenBank genome assembly
AUGAUGGAAUCGACAUUGAUACCGCUGUCACAUGUAGCUGUCAAGGAUCUUCUUACAGAUACCUCGAGAAGGGUUAUGGAUUUCUCGACCGCAGUGGAGUUAGAUGUUGUAAAUAGGAGAGACACCGCCAAAACUCUGGUACAAAUGUUGGUGUUCGAAGGCAAAGAGGACUUGAUCAUACUGGGAAUCAACGCUUUUCCAUCAAUGGGAUAUCAGGUCAAGAAAAGCCUGCGAGGACCGAGAGAAAAGAAGACAUCACGACAGCGAGAAGAAACCGAAUCGAAUCCUGUGGCUGUUGCGAAACAGAGAGUCUUCAUAGCUCCCGUACCAACCAAAUACGUGGACCUCAAGUGUGAAGAAGAAUGA